Trichogramma pretiosum is the source of this 2311-nucleotide messenger RNA. Its product is annotated as protein transport protein Sec61 subunit alpha. The record is from RefSeq and is a predicted model, not a curated record. The transcript is spliced from 7 exons. Lineage: Eukaryota; Metazoa; Arthropoda; Insecta; Hymenoptera; Trichogrammatidae. Bases 525 to 1952 code for a protein of 475 amino acids. Gene Ontology annotation, biological process: post-translational protein targeting to membrane, translocation; SRP-dependent cotranslational protein targeting to membrane, translocation. Gene Ontology annotation, cellular component: membrane; Sec61 translocon complex. Gene Ontology annotation, molecular function: ribosome binding; transmembrane protein transporter activity; signal sequence receptor activity.
UCAGCGCAUUUAAUUUUUAAUGUUAAAACGAAUUAGUUUGAAAGAAAUUUUUGAGCCUACUUAAUUAACAGCUGCCUUGAUAUAAAUUAAAGAUUCAAAAUCAAUGUUGUCCUUAUAAACCAACGUCAAACACACAUUGCCCGAAAUGCAUUUUUCAUUGCUUCAUGGCACAUAAGUAUUUGCGCAGAUGCAACUGUCUUCGUCUGUCCUAUAUUUCGAAAGCGUGACUCGAGACCCGGCCGCGAUCAGAGUCGCAUAUUAUAUAGUCAGACCCUAAGCAGUUGGCAUAUCGACUGCGGAGUUUCCCGGCAUGGAUUAUAUUCGAAUAUUGCAACUUACAGCUUAAUCUGUGUAUUACUGGCUUUCGAUGUUCAUUAAUGACCUACAUCAAUGAUACAACAACGCGCGUCUCGAGCAUUAAUCUAGGCGGAGCUUUACUCAGAAAAGCUCAGCUUUUUUAGUAUAUUCAUUACCGUGUUGUUGAUAAUUGGUCACGGUAUUUAGCUAAAGUCGAGUGCUUCAGGAUGGUUAAGUUUCUAGAGGUUAUCAAGCCCUUUUGCAGUAUUCUGCCGGAAAUAACAAAACCUCAGCGGAAAAUUCAAUUCAGAGAAAAAGUUUUAUGGACCGCUAUCACUCUUCUCAUCUUCUUAGUAUGCUGUCAGAUUCCAUUGUUUGGCAUCAUGUCAUCAGACAGUGCCGAUCCAUUUUAUUGGAUACGAGUCAUAUUGGCAUCGAACAGAGGCACGUUGAUGGAACUUGGUAUAUCACCAAUAGUUACAUCUGGCCUGAUCAUGCAACUAUUAGCUGGAGUGAAAAUUAUUGAAGUAGGCGAUACAGCCAAAGAUCGAGCAUUAUUCAAUGGAGCUCAAAAGUUGUUUGGUAUGGUAAUUACUGUUGGACAAGCUAUUGUUUAUGUCAUGACGGGCAUGUAUGGUGAUCCUUCCGAAAUGGGAGCUGGAGUUUGUUUAUUAAUCAUUAUUCAGUUAUUUGUUGCUGGGUUAAUCGUUUUAUUAUUGGACGAAUUAUUACAAAAAGGAUAUGGCUUAGGAAGUGCUAUUUCACUUUUUAUUGCUACUAAUAUUUGUGAAACUAUUGUAUGGAAAGCUUUUUCUCCAGCCACUGUAAACACUGGGCGUGGUACAGAAUUUGAAGGGGCUGUUAUUGCUCUAUUUCAUUUGCUCGCUACCAGACAGGAUAAAGUUCGAGCACUACGAGAGGCUUUCUAUCGACAGAAUCUACCAAACCUAAUGAACUUAUUAGCUACUGUCUUAGUAUUUGCUAUAGUUAUUUACUUUCAGGGCUUUAGAGUUGAUCUUCCCAUUAAAUCAGCCAGAUAUAGAGGACAACAGAGCAGCUAUCCAAUCAAACUCUUCUACACUAGCAAUAUUCCAAUUAUAUUGCAAUCAGCUUUAGUUUCAAACUUAUAUGUUAUAUCACAAAUGCUGUCAGUCAAGUUUCAUGGAAACAUCUUUGUUAAUAUACUCGGAGUAUGGUCUGAUGUCAGUGGAGGUGGUCCUGCUCGAUCUAAUCCUGUUGGUGGUCUGUGCUAUUACCUGUCUCCACCUGAAACUAUAGGACAUGUUGUUGAAGACCCAGUUCAUGCUGUAUUGUAUAUUCUUUUCAUGUUGGGAUCUUGUGCAUUCUUUUCAAAAAGUUGGAUCGAAAUAUCCGGAAGUUCUGCUAAGGAUGUCGCAAAACAGUUAAAAGAUUCACAGAUGGUAAUGCAAGGACAUCGUGAAAAAUCACUCAUCCACGAAUUAAAUCGUUAUAUUCCAACGGCUGCGGCUUUUGGAGGUCUUUGUAUUGGCGCAUUGUCAGUUUUGGCAGACUUUUUAGGCGCUAUUGGAUCUGGUACUGGAAUAUUACUUGCUGUUACCAUAAUUUAUCAGUACUUCGAGAUUUUUGUGAAAGAACAAAGUGAAAUGGGUGGCAUGAGUACAUUACUCUUCUAAUCGCUCAUUGUCAUAAUAAAACUGAAUCAGUGAAGUUUUUUUUUCAAAUUUGUGAAAUAUGAAAUCAUUAGUGUUUUAAUGUAGCUGUGCAAAUAUGUUGUUGUUCAAACACAGAUCGUGAUAUUUUUCACAAAUUUUUCUGUGUUGCUUUAAUUAGAAUUGUAAAUUUAAUUUAAUUUAAUUUAUUGAAUUAACUAGUCGUUUUAUUGUAGUUUAGUAUAGUAGUGUAUAUUUUUAUGCAUAUAUAGAAUAUUAGUCAAUUUUUUGUUAUUGUAUGUUGUCAAAAUUUAUUAUUUGUUAAAUUUUGUAAUUUUGUUGUCUCAUAAAACUCUUUGAACAUAAAUCUUUUUUCAACUGAC